AUGUUGCCUGUUGUACUAUUAUCAUUGUUCGUAUUGACGUGCAUGGCCCAACAAGAAGAACCCGACAUACUCUCGGCACAUGGUGGUGUAUUUGCUGCACUAGACUGGACAAAUGAAGAAUUAGCGGAAGUUUCGGCACUGCAUUCCACUGCUUCACAUCAUAAAUUAAUGCAAUAUAUAGCGGACAAACUAAGCAGAUCAGAUAUUGAUGAAAAAUCGCGACGAAGAAUUGAGAAGUUUCUAAAAUUGAAACGCCCGCCAAAGUUUUUGGAGACGUUCCUGUCAGAAGCUGACCGCAAGAAGGUUGAAGAAAAUCGAAGCAUUGAAGGCAGCAUUUGA
Messenger RNA from Cylicostephanus goldi, 339 nucleotides. The record is from the annotation of a GenBank genome assembly. NCBI's taxonomy places the organism in Eukaryota, Metazoa, Nematoda, Chromadorea, Rhabditida, Strongylidae.